AUGAUUGCCGGCUGCGGCCAACGACCCGGCCGUAGCGGCGGAAGCCUCGGCGCGCUUCCACGCUGCAGUUCCGCCCCGGCAUCACUCUUUGCCGACUUGCGCUCGAUCGUGUACAGCAUCCACGUGCGUAGAAUGUCCGAGCCCAACGCUGCGUUUGCGUACCUCCUCCAUGUGUAUGAAACCAGCGACUUUAUCGACGAACCGUUGCAUGUGCUGGCCGCGCUGAGCCGGUUUCCGUUUGUGAAGCUCAAGACGCGCGCGUUGGAGUGGGCCGUGGCGGGAGGUGUCCGCAGCCAGGACAUCCACGGCGUGUUUGGCAGCGUCGCAGCCGACUGCCUUAAGGGAGUAUGUGCAGGCCAAGUGGGACGCUUUGAGCGCACAGUACUCGCAGAUCGUCACGGAACAAGCCACCACGGCGGUCGAAGCGUUCUUGGUCGGCCGCCCCAAGGCGCGUUUACCCGCUCGCUGGCGCAGUUCCUGGAAAACAUCCGCACAGGGGCUGCCAUGUACGCCCGCGAUAUGACACUGCUGGCGGCGUGGAUCCAAAAGCUGUGA
This is a messenger RNA of Aphanomyces astaci, 555 nucleotides long. RefSeq lists its product as hypothetical. The transcript has 2 exons. The coding region runs from base 1 to 555 and encodes 184 amino acids. The record is from RefSeq and is a predicted model, not a curated record. NCBI's taxonomy places the organism in Eukaryota, Oomycota, Saprolegniomycetes, Saprolegniales, Verrucalvaceae.